AACUUCUGGAAUAUUAUCAGCUCAAAUCAGUACUUCAGCUCCAGGAGGUGACAGAAAAGGCACUGGCAAGGAUCACUGGAUGAAAUACUAAGACAGUUUGAGAAAGCCGAGGGGGAGAUGAUGCCUUGACGGUGGGUGCUUAGACCACAAUGAACCAACACUUGCCCUGAGGUCAGACUGGAAAGAAUAGUUCACCUGGGCACGUCCCACAGGUCCCGGUGUGCCCAUGCAGUGGUCUGUGCUAGCUCUGCUGCUCCUAUUCUGCAGCCAUACUUUGGCACUGCGAUCAGGUGACAUCUGCCCGCAGAACAGUAACAAGGAGCAGGAUGGCACCAGGACGGCUGACUCCACGCCCACUGUGGACCCCAAACUCUUCAAUAAGAGACGAUACCGCUCACCUCGUGUGCUGUUUAGUGAACGGCCGCCUGAUUCGGACCCUGCAGAGCACCAGGGGUCAGCGGGCACAAAGGGCAGGACGAAGCGACGGGCAGGACAACAGCCCCAGCACCGUGGGGUAUAUUCGGUGUGUGAGAGUGUCAGCUUCUGGGUGGGGAAUAAAACCAAAGCGACAGACAUCAGAGGCAAUGAGGUAAUGGUGCUGCCUGACGUCAACAUUAAUGAGGUCAAGAAAAAGCAGUACUUCUUUGAGACAACAUGUAGCGGGGCCCGGCCCGCGGGCUCAGGCUGUCUGGGCAUUGAUGGACGCCACUGGAACUCAUACUGCACCAACUCACAUACGUUUGUGCGGGCAUUGACUUCAUUCAAGAACUUGGUGGCUUGGAGACUUAUUAGAAUCAAUGUGGCCUGUGUAUGUGUGCUCAGCCGCAAGUCCUGGAGACAAUGACACUCUGCCUCAUCACUACAUCCCUUACAAUAAGCCAGUAUCACCUCACUAUAACAGCCCAGUAACAUCUGAUUGAUGUAAAUGCUGGUUCUCAUGCUGAUGUUGUUGGUAUGUGUGUGAUACCACAUCAUUCAUGAGAACUCACACAUGAAAUAACAAAGGAGUUUAUGAAGAAGGCAUUCAUUUGAUAUGCCUCAUUACUGUCAGUCAUGUUAUGGCUUUAUAUGACUUCAUGUCGAGUCAUGUGGCAAAUAUUAUAACAGAACGUUUUACUAUGCUAUUAUUUUUCCUGAUGGACAUGAAUCAUUCCUGACGACGAC
Colossoma macropomum (tambaqui) is the source of this 1164-nucleotide messenger RNA. It is a transcript of the gene ngfb, whose product is annotated as nerve growth factor b (beta polypeptide). The transcript is spliced from 3 exons. Gene Ontology annotation, biological process: negative regulation of neuron apoptotic process; positive regulation of collateral sprouting; memory. The coding region runs from base 227 to 844 and encodes 205 amino acids. Lineage: Eukaryota; Metazoa; Chordata; Actinopteri; Characiformes; Serrasalmidae. The record is from RefSeq and is a predicted model, not a curated record. Gene Ontology annotation, molecular function: nerve growth factor receptor binding; growth factor activity.